AUGUUUGCACCGAAAGCACCCUGUACAACAGGUCGUGAUAGUGUUUCGACGUUGAGAUACAAGGCUCUGAAUUCAGAGUCAUAUCGACUUGACAGUCCGCCGUUCACGGGUGCAGCAGUGACCGGAGGUGGGCCCGUAACAAAGGAGCUGGGACAGGAUGGCUCUAAUCCAAAUGUGCAUCGGAUGAAUAAUUCCCACGAUACGGAUGUACAGCCGUGGGAUCUUGACAGCGGAAUGGACGAGGAACUGGAUGAGGCUCAUUCCCAACGAGACAUGGACACAGCUAAGACACGCACGCCUUUUUUCCAAUCUGUGCCUCGCCAAGGUGAGACAAUGGAUACGUAUACAUUCCCUCGCCACAGACUGCCUACCCACAUGCAUGAUGAAGAAAAGAUUCCGCUUAUUAUCGUGGCUUGCGGCAGUUUUUCACCGCCGACGUACUUGCAUUUGCGCAUGUUUGAAAUGGCCAAGGAUCAGGUAAUUGAGUCCGGUAAUUAUGAGCUCCUGGCUGGGUAUUAUUCGCCUGUAUCGGAUCAGUAUAAGAAGGAGGGUCUCGCCAAAGCGGUUCACCGAGUGCGCAUGUGCGAGUUGGCCGUGGAGCGGUCAUCCAACUGGCUCAUGGUUGAUGCGUGGGAGUCGCUGCAGGGCGAGUAUCAACGCACAGCCGUGGUAUUGGACCACUUUGCCACUGAAAUAAACGGGAAGAAUGGCGAGCGUGGCAUAAAGUUGCGGGAUGGCUCCUACAAACCGAUAAAGAUAAUGCUGUUGGCGGGCGGUGACCUGAUCCAGAGCAUGGGUGAGCCUGGUGUGUGGGCUGAAGAGGACCUGCGUCACAUUUUGGGCGAAUUCGGCUGUCUGAUUGUGGAACGUACUGGAGCAGAUGUGUGGUCCUUCCUUCUCUCACAUGACUUGUUAUGGCACUUCCGUCGGAAUUUGAUUGUGGUGAAGCAGACGAUCUACAAUGAUAUCAGCAGUACAAAAGUGCGCCUAUUUGUUCGUCGAGGAUACUCGAUCAAGUAUUUGUUGCCCAACAGUGUGAUCCAGUAUAUUGAGCAAAAUGGUUUGUACCGCUAG
This is a messenger RNA of Malassezia restricta, 1074 nucleotides long. Its product is annotated as nicotinamide mononucleotide adenylyltransferase. Gene Ontology annotation, biological process: NAD+ biosynthetic process. The transcript is spliced from 2 exons. Gene Ontology annotation, molecular function: nicotinate-nucleotide adenylyltransferase activity; nicotinamide-nucleotide adenylyltransferase activity. The coding region runs from base 1 to 1074 and encodes 357 amino acids. Lineage: Eukaryota; Fungi; Basidiomycota; Malasseziomycetes; Malasseziales; Malasseziaceae. The record is from RefSeq and is a predicted model, not a curated record.